CACCAAUCGCGAGACGCCGACUGGAAAAAUAAGUAACCUCUUGACUCUUGAGCCGAGGUUUUGGAGACUGUGUGCGUGUCAUGACUUUGCUUGGUAGUUGAUGGUUGUCAAAAAUGGUUCAAGCCGGUCUGAAAAAGUCAUCAGUAUCAAAAAUAAAUAGCAAAGCUGGAAUUAGUAGUUUAAUAAUUUUCGUAGUCCUACUUCUAGCAUGGAUCGCAGGGUUUUCUUCACGUCUAUUUGCAGUAAUUAGAUUUGAAAGUAUCAUUCAUGAAUUUGAUCCCUGGUUCAAUUAUAGAGCCACGGCAUAUAUGGUAAAACAUGGAUUUUAUAAUUUUUUAAAUUGGUUUGAUGAAAGAGCAUGGUAUCCUUUGGGAAGAAUUGUGGGGGGUACUGUUUAUCCAGGUUUGAUGUUAACGUCGGGAAGUAUUCACUACAUCCUUCAUUUACUCCAUAUAAAUGUACAUAUUCGUGAUAUAUGUGUGUUUUUGGCUCCUGUUUUCAGUGGCCUUACAUCAAUUUCCACAUAUUACCUAACAAAGGAAUUGUGGUCAGCUGGAGCUGGAUUGUUUGCAGCAUGUUUUAUUGCCAUAGUGCCUGGUUAUAUAAGUCGUUCAGUGGCAGGUAGUUAUGACAAUGAAGGUAUAGCCAUUUUUGCCUUACAGUUUACAUAUUAUCUCUGGAUUAAAUCUGUGAAAACUGGAUCAGUGUUUUGGUCUGUUGCAGCUUCAUUGUCAUAUUUCUACAUGGUGUCAGCAUGGGGUGGUUACGUUUUUAUCAUCAACUUGAUCCCCCUACAUGUAUUUGUUCUACUUUUAAUGGGUAGAUAUUCUAAUCGAUUAUUUACGAGUUACACAACAUUUUAUAUACUAGGGUUAAUUUUCUCGAUGCAAAUUCCUUUUGUUGGUUUCCAACCUAUUAGAACCAGUGAACACAUGGCAGCCGGAGGUGUUUUUGCACUGAUGUUUGCUGUUGGGGCUUUGAAGUACUUACAGUCAAUGAUGUCAAAAUCAGAAUUUAAAUCCUUCGUAAUAUUUGGUGGACUUAUAUCAGCAGCAGUAGUGUUCUUAGGUGUUGUUUUACUUACUUAUGCAGGAUAUGUAGCUCCAUGGAGUGGAAGAUUCUAUUCAUUAUGGGACACCGGCUAUGCGAAAAUACACAUACCAAUUAUAGCUUCUGUAUCAGAACAUCAACCGACAACUUGGUUUUCCUUCUUCUUUGACUUACAUAUAUUAGUUGUCACGUUUCCAGCUGGCCUUUGGUAUACUAUUAAAAAUAUAAAUGACGAAAGAGUAUUUGUUGUUUUAUAUGCUCUAAGUGCAGUCUAUUUCGCUGGAGUUAUGGUUCGUCUCAUGCUCACAUUAACUCCAGUUGUCUGCAUAUUGAGUGGAAUAGCUUUCUCCGGUCUAUUAGAACUAUUUUUGAGAGACGAAGAUACCACUAGAAAUGAAGACAGUGAAGAAGAACUGCCAUGCACGCCAUGUAAAAGGCUGUAUGAUAAGGCUGGAAAGGUACCAAAAAUGAAACAUGAACAAUCGAAAGAACCUGACAGCAUUGGACCAAACUUAAGAAGUAUUGUAACUGUGGUAAUCUUAUUAUUGUUAAUGUUGUUUGCCGUCCAUUGUACUUGGGUUACAAGUAAUGCCUAUUCGAGUCCAAGUAUCGUGUUGGCUUCAUAUGGAAGUGAUGGAUCUAGACAAAUUCUUGAUGACUUCAGAGAAGCCUACUUUUGGCUUUCUCAAAAUACCGCCGACGAUGCCAGAGUUAUGAGUUGGUGGGACUAUGGAUAUCAGAUAGCGGGUAUGGCUAAUAGGACUACUCUGGUUGAUAAUAAUACAUGGAAUAACAGUCACAUUGCUUUGGUGGGAAAAGCGAUGUCAUCUAACGAAUCUGCUGCCUACGAAAUUAUGACUGCUUUAGACGUCGAUUAUGUAUUAGUUAUUUUUGGCGGUGUCAUCGGAUAUUCUGGUGAUGAUAUUAAUAAAUUUUUAUGGAUGGUCCGUAUCGCUGAAGGAGAACAUCCAAAGGAUAUUAGGGAAAGCGAUUACUUUACGGAACAUGGUGAAUUUAGAAUUGACGCCGAAGGUUCUCCAACAUUGUUGAACUGUCUUAUGUACAAAUUGAGCUAUUAUAGAUUUGGAGAAUUAAAAUUAGACUACAGAAGUCCCGCAGGAUAUGACCGUACUAGAAACGCCGUCAUUGGAAAUAAAGAUUUCCAGCUUACUUAUUUGGAAGAGGCUUAUACUACCGAACAUUGGCUCGUAAGAGUAUACAGGGUUAAAAAACCAGAUGAAUUCAACAGACCUAGAAUCCCUGUUGCAAACAGAGUAGUUAAAACCAGUAACUACGUAUCAAAAAAGAAUACUAAACGUAAGAAGGGUACUAUUAAGAACAAACCCAUUAUAGUUAAAGGAAAGAGACUGUCUACAAAACAAUAGAUUAAAAUCUAUAAAAUAGUUAUAUAAAUUAAUAUUUUGUUGUUCGUUAUUGUUUUCUUUUUAUUAGAUUUUUCAUUUACAUUACAAAAGAUUUUUAUUCAGAAGAAGGAGUUACUACAUAUGUUUCACAUUUUUAAAUGUUUUUCAGAAAACUUAAAAAAUUCUUUGUUCACUAUGUGAUAAACUGUAAAAAAUGCAAAUACAAUUCUAAACCUUUA
Diabrotica balteata is the source of this 2653-nucleotide messenger RNA. The record is from the annotation of a GenBank genome assembly. NCBI's taxonomy places the organism in Eukaryota, Metazoa, Arthropoda, Insecta, Coleoptera, Chrysomelidae.